UUUGUUGACGAUUGACAGUUAGCUCGUCACGUCAUCAAAAUUUCAGGGAAUUUGUUUAUUCUAAUGAAUGGACAAGGUAUGAAGACGUGCGAUGGUCUCGACAGCGGCUAAGGAUCUCCUGGCAACUUCGGCCUCUAUUUGCACAGCUUUACAGUUUUUAGCUGGCACACUUGUGUGCAGAAAAUUCAUAAAAAAUGGAACAACUGGAGACGCAUCUGCCCUUGCCUUCAUUACGUGUCUGAUGUCGUGUAGCUUUUGGCUUCGAUAUGGGCAGAUGAUUGGCGACUUCUUCGUUGUCUGCGUCAAUAUAUUCGGGGCUCUUCUACAAAUAUUCUACAUUGUAAUUUUUGCAUUAUUCAGUGUUAAGAAGGCGUUGAUUUUGAAGCAAUUCGUGGGGGCUAUUCUGUUUAUUUCGGGAGUUUAUGCGUACAGUAUUGUUCACACAGACAGGAUAAAAGCUACUGAUCACAUUGGCUUUCUCAGCUGCAGUCUCACUAUUUUAUUCUUCGCCUCCCCCUUGACUAUGCUGGUGCAUGUAAUCAAGGAAAAGAAUACCGACAGUCUACCGUUUCCUGUGAUAGUGGCCUCAUUUGUCGUCUCCUGCCAGUGGUUUGUCUACGGAACUCUGUUAGAAGAUCCCUUCAUGGAGAUACCCAACUUCAUGGGAUGCAUUCUCUCUGCAUUUCAACUAUCACUAUUUGUUAUUUAUCCAGGAAAAAAACAGAAUGCUGCGCAUUUUAUAUAAGAAGACUAUCUGAAAUAUUUUAUGAUUGACUGACUGCUUGACUAACCAAUAAAUGAAAUAUUGGUUAUAUCUUCUAAA
This is a messenger RNA of Fopius arisanus, 823 nucleotides long. RefSeq names its product saliva (gene slv). The transcript is spliced from 4 exons. Gene Ontology annotation, cellular component: membrane. Gene Ontology annotation, molecular function: sugar transmembrane transporter activity. The record is from RefSeq and is a predicted model, not a curated record. Gene Ontology annotation, biological process: carbohydrate transport. The coding region runs from base 92 to 745 and encodes 217 amino acids. NCBI's taxonomy places the organism in Eukaryota, Metazoa, Arthropoda, Insecta, Hymenoptera, Braconidae.